CGUCCAUGUUUCAGCCUUGCAGAUAAGGAUAAGGGGAAAUAACCAAUUAUUACAGACACGGCUAAAGUUGAACUUUGUCCAAUUCGUUCAGUUUCAAUUCCAACCCACCACCUGGCAUCUUCCGUUUCGAUUAGACAGGUGUAUAAUGAACGGCCUCGCCGGUUCGAGGUAGUCAGCAGAUCAGGCAGCUAUGAAGCGCCCGAAUAUGUUGAACUUAGUAACGCCGGGCCGCGUAAUCUCGACGCUAUUCUUCUUGGCCUUGCAUCAGCUUCUCAUCGCACCCGCCGUCGCAUACACGGCGUUAUCGGACAACUUUCUUAAAUUAGUCCCAUCGGGAGGUGAUGACUUCGAUAUUGAGAAAGGUAAGCUUCUGGCGCCAGUUUUAAUCCCGCGAGUUCCGGGGACUCCGGGUCAGGCCGCUGUCCAAAAACAUUUCGUGGACUUCUUCACGAACGAACUACCAAAAUGGAAUAUCGAGUGGUAUAACUCAACCUCAAAAACUCCCGUCUCAGGAAAUAAUGAGUUGCCAUUCGCGAAUCUGGUAUUCAAGAGGGAGCCGCCAUGGGUUAAGGAGGGACAGUCAAAUCUGUUGACGCUCGCGGCUCAUUACGAUAGCUUGAUUACCCCUAAAGGAUUCAUCGGUGCUACUGAUAGCGCGGUGCCUUGUGCUAUUCUCAUGCACGUUGCGAGGUAUAUCGACAAGUUUAUUACGCAGAUGCACGACGAGAUGUCUGCGCUUGGUGAAGGAGGGACCGUGGCGAUGGAUAUGGGCGUACAGAUUAUUUUGUUCGAUGGCGAGGAGGCAUUUCAGAGGUGGUCAGAAACCGACUCACUCUAUGGAUCCCGAGCUCUAGCUGAGCAAUGGGAGAAUUCCCCUCACCCAGCAAUGUCAUUUUACCGCAACCCGUUGGAUCAGAUUAGUAUGCUUGUGCUCCUGGACCUUCUCGGCGCGCCUGACCCAACCGUGCCGUCGUUGUUUCUGCCAACGCACUGGGCUUAUAAGGCUAUGGCUACUAUCGAGGAUAGAAUGCGUAAGCUAGAUCUUCUCGAAUCGAAGCCGAAGCGCCCCUUUCUACCCGAAUCGGAGAAGAGGCCGACUUCUUUUCGAUCUCUCUAUAUCGAGGACGACCACAAGCCCUUUAUUGCUCGUGGAGUGCCAAUUCUACAUAUGAUUGCCUCUCCAUUCCCCAAUGCGUGGCACACAAUGGAGGACGACGGUGCUCACCUAGAUAUGCCGACUGUACGUGACUGGUCUAAAAUCGUCACGGCUUUUACGCUCGAGUGGUUGGAUAUGAUGGAGGUUGAACCUAAAGAAGCUACCGAGGCUCCAGCGUCAGGCCGAUAGCCCAUGUCCUAUUUAAUAUGGACUGGUUGCUGAAUCUUUUUGUAUUUUGUAUGGGAGCGAUUUUAUUAUUGGCGUUGAAUGGGCAUAGUGAUUCUUAGCUGGAGGUUAUGUUGCAUACUUGACUGAGUAAAAAAACAACAAUAAAUCGAAUGAAUUAUGAGCUCUAAUGUAUGAUAGAGCUGUGCGUGAUCUUGGAUGUUUGCUAAUACUACUUACUACCGAACUAGGCCCCUGACUUAUUUCUCUCGACGGUGUAAGGAGGUGGGUGCCUUUGUCACAAGCAAGCGUUGUAUUGUAAUAAUUAUCUCCAGUACCAGUACUCCUGACUGCAUACUACCAAUAAUACUACGUUCAUGUAUGCGUUCACCAGUAAGCAGGUCGUAAUGAAAUGUAGGUAUGAAGAUUUUGUGCAUAGG
Daldinia decipiens is the source of this 1761-nucleotide messenger RNA. RefSeq names its product glutaminyl-peptide cyclotransferase. The transcript is spliced from 2 exons. Lineage: Eukaryota; Fungi; Ascomycota; Sordariomycetes; Xylariales; Hypoxylaceae. The record is from RefSeq and is a predicted model, not a curated record. Gene Ontology annotation, molecular function: glutaminyl-peptide cyclotransferase activity; zinc ion binding. The coding region runs from base 191 to 1345 and encodes 384 amino acids.